GAAUGAUUUACACGAGGGCGUGAAGGAGCCACUCUGAAGGCUGUUCACUGUGACGCAACAGCCUCCCAAGGUUUGUCGUCUGUCGUGAGGAUCAACCCCUCGCCUCGUUUCAUUUUGGUGGGUUGAUUGUCACAGAUAACCACUGCAAAGUGAAUUGCCAUGCGCACGCUUACUCUGAUCCGCAAGACCCUCCUCUAAACAACCAAACUCGACAUACAGUCGGUCUGCAGGCCAGGUCUGCAGGUCGGAAAUUCCGAUAGUGCCAAGGCCGGGGUUGAGCUCGAAAAUUCUUUCGAACCUGCAGACAUGUCUCGCGCCCGCUAGCCGAGUCUCCCACAAACACCAACCAUACAUACCCGGCUGCCAACCGUAUCCGCGGCCGACUGGACCAUCAUGCCCGCUAUCCGGGGUUCUAAUUCGAAGAAGAAGACGCGGCGACAUACGCGCGAUCUCGAUCAGGUGCACGCCGACCUUCACUCCGAACGACAUCUUGCCCAGUACAAGGACACAAAGGCAGUUGAAGACCUCCCCGGGCUAGGGCAGUGGUAUUGCAAAGAGUGCGCGAAAUGGUUUGAGAGCGAGACGAAUUUUGGAGCGCAUCAGAAGGGGAAGGUCCACAAGCGGAGAGUAAGGCAACUCCGCGAGAAACCAUACUCCCAGAAGGAGGCAGAGGCAGCGAUAGGCCUUGGGACAGACAACGGCAAGCGGACGACCACGCUAAUGGAGGUGGACGAACUCCCAACUGCGGAAUGAGUGCAACAAGAGUUAGAGGAGACCUGAGUAUUGGAGGCUAGGAAUUAGCUUUUAGCUGUUGCGAUGAGGGGUCUGAUUGAGUGAAUAAGUGCUCAUGUGGAGUUUGGUUUACAAGCAUAUGGGCGGCAUAGCGUACACCCAGCUCACAGUCUGGCUGCCUGGGCGAUAUCUGCAUUGCAAGGUGUUCUGAGACAGGGAAAGGGCUGCGAAGAGGUGUCCAAAAUAUUCAAAUGAUACCCGGAGCAAAUGAACAUAGAGG
Lindgomyces ingoldianus is the source of this 1012-nucleotide messenger RNA. RefSeq lists its product as uncharacterized. NCBI's taxonomy places the organism in Eukaryota, Fungi, Ascomycota, Dothideomycetes, Pleosporales, Lindgomycetaceae. The record is from RefSeq and is a predicted model, not a curated record. Bases 394 to 753 code for a protein of 119 amino acids. The transcript has 2 exons. Gene Ontology annotation, molecular function: nucleic acid binding; zinc ion binding.